AAGGACUUCCCUUGGGCGUGAGGGAAGUCAGGCGCCCCGUCCGGGGAAGAGGACCAGGAAACUGCUUCUUGUUUUCCCAGCAGCAGCAGCAGCCCCAGGCUCUCAGGACGGCUCUGGGAGGCCGUGGAGGUCGCGGGCUGGCGGGCACCGGGCAGCGGCGGGGCUGGACUGGGCACAGAGGCUGGCCGGCCGCAGCCCUGGCCCUGAGUCCUGCUCGGCUCUCCCGUCACAGGGUGUGAGGCUCCUCUUGGAGACCACAGGACAAAUGGCCUCACCGCGGGAACCUGGACGCUUUUAGGCGGCUGGCCAGGGCAGGCACCGGCGUGGGACUGCGGUGCUUGGCAGGCAAAGCCACUCAAACUUGAAGAAAUGAGAUUCCCAAGGAGAACCGCUUUGUGCUUCAUGAUUAUGGUGGUUCAUUCUUCCCAGGCUACACUGAACUUGAAUUUAGAGUCUGUUGUUCAUCCUUUGAUUCUUCGUGAGCACGGACUAGCAGAGGAGGACCCACUGAGGCAAAAACGAGCAGUUGCUACGAAUAGUGCAGCAGCUGAAGAGCACACUGUUGAUACUGAGAUCGGCUUUGAAAACACCUCCUUCCUGGAGCCUCCGAAAGCUCACUUGAACAGCCUCAGUUUUCCUCUUCAAGGGAAUAGCGCUGGCCAAGCCACUCACAUUUUGAGCGUAGCAGUGACAACAGUCUGCAGACCCAGUGGAAAUGAAAUCUGGUGCUCUGGUGAGACAGGCUAUAAAUGGCCUCAGGAAAAGUGCCUUCACAGUAUCACUUGUCCAGAGCAUGAUAGCUCCCUGACAGGGCAUCGUUGCAGUUGCCUUAAAGGACUGCCUUCAAAGGGACCUUUUUGCCAGCUCCAAGGAGCAGAUGUUACCCUGAGAAUGUCAGUCAGACUCGAUGUGGGCUUUCAAGAAGAGCUCAGGAACUCUUCCUCUGCCCUCUAUAGGUCCUACAAGACUGACUUGGAGACAGCGUUCCGAAAAGGUUACAGUAUUUUACCAGGCUUCAAAUUGGUGACUGUGACAGAGUUCAGGCCCGGAAGUGUGGUUGUGGACUAUGAGAUCAAGACUAUGACACCAUCGCUUGAAUUAAUGCAUAGAGCGAAUGAGCAAGUGGGAAAGAACCUCAAUCACACCUACAAAGUGGAUGACAAUUCCUUUCAUGUAGUUAAUAAUAAUGAAACUAAGUUGUUUGCCGAGCCAAAAACCAUCCUGGAAGGGGACACGGUAACUGUGGUAUGUGAAAAUGAAAUUUUGUCCACCAAUGUGUCCUGGUAUGAUGUCAAAAUGGGCUCCAAAAUCCAGAAUAGCAGCAGAUUCUCAGUUAACACCUCCAUGCUCAACAACAUGACGUCAGUGUCGCACCUCAUCAUUUACAACGUCACUCGGGGUGAUGCAGGUGAAUAUAUCUGCAAGCUGACGCUAGAUAUUUUUGAAUACUGGGCCAAAAUAAAAAUAGAUGUUAAACCCAUGCACAUCUCGGCAAAGGAAGAAACAAAGGUGAUGUGUGACAACAAUCCUGUGUUUUUGAACUGCUGCAGUGUGACUAAUGUUAGUUGGAGUGCAAUAGAAUGGAAGCAGGAGGGGAAAAUAAGCAUCCCAGGAAACACUGAAACAGACCUGGGUUCCAGCUGCAGCAGAUACACCCUCAAGGCCGAUGGAACUCAGUGUCCCAGCGGGUCUGCGGGAACCACAGUCACCUACACGUGUGAGUUCACCAGCACCCACGGAGCCAGAGGCAGUAAGAACAUAGAAGUGACGUUCACCUCUGUGGGAGAUAAUCCCAGCCACAAAGGGGGAGUGCACGAGUUCCUAAGGCAUGUGAUGGAAAUGAGUACAGUUCAGAGCACCACCGGGAACAGCCUAGAAACAAGUAAAGCCCAGCAACAGCAAGCCAACCUAACAAUAACCCCGGACCCAAUUUCUGUUUCUGAGGGGCAAAACUUUUCUAUAAAAUGCAGCAGUGAUGUGAGUAACUAUGAUGAGGUAUACUGGAACACUUCUGCUGGAAUUAAAAUAUACCAAAGGUUUUAUACUGCGAGAAGAUAUCCUGAUAAAGCUGAGUCAGUUUUGACAGUGAAGACCGCAACCAGGGAGUGGAAUGGAACCUAUCGCUGCAUAUUUAGAUAUAAGAGUUCAUACAGUGUUGUGACCAAAGAUGUCACCGUUCACCCGCUGCCGUUAGAGACGAGCAUCGUGGUGGAUCCUUUGGAAGCUACGGUGUCAUGCAAAGGUUCCCAUCGCUUCCAGUGCUGCGUAGAGGAGGAUGAAGACUACAGAGUCACUUUCCAGAUGGAGUCCAUCAUCUUUCCUGCUGCAAAAGAAGUUAAUGGAAAGCAAGUGUGCUACACAUACAACUUCAAGGCAAGCUCGGUUCCCUGGUGUUCACAGAAGGUUGACGUGUUUUGUCGCUUUACCAACACUGCUAAUAAUUCAGUCCAGAGCCCAUCUAUGAAGGUUCAUCUGGUUCCUGAGGAGAACAUCGCAUGCCAGGAUCCCAUAAUUGGUGCCGGGGAGCCUGAGAAGGUCGUCCAGAAGCUCUGCCAGUUCUCAGACAUUCCCAGCAGCCCUGCAGGUCCCACUGGUGGGAUCUUAACUUACAAAUGUGUAGGCUCCCAGUGGAAGGUGAAGAGAAAUGACUGCAUUUUUGCCCCAAUAAAUAGUCUGCUCCAGCUGGCGAAGGCUUUGAUCAAGAGCCCCUCUCAGGACCAGAAGCUCCCUAAAUUCCUAAAGAAUCUUUCUAUCAGCACAGGCAAGGUGCAAAAUGAAGUCAAAUCAUCUCCUGGGAGCCUAGGGGCCAUUAUUAGCAUCCUUGAUCUACUCUCAACAGUUCCUAACCAAGUGAAUUCAGACAUGAUGAAGCACGUCUUGUCCACCGUUAACGUCAUCCUCAGCCAGCCCAUCUUGAAUACCUGGAAGGUAUUCCAACAGCAACGGACCAAUCAGAGUUCACAGCUGCUGGAUUCAGUAGAAAGAUUUUCCCGAGCGUUCCAGUCGGAAGGUAAUGCCAUUUCGUCCGUCCUCCACCCUCAUGUGCAGAUGAAGAGCAUGGUCGUAAAAUCCGGCCAUCCAAACAUCUACGAACAGAGCUUUGUUUUCUCAGACUCUGACCUCCGGGGCAGUGUGGUUAUUGACACGUGCCAGUUGGAACACCUGCAGCCAGGAUCAUCCGUUGUCACCAUGGCUUUCCCAACUAUCAAAACCAUCCUUGCCCAGGAUGCUCAGGGAAAGAAUUUCGCAGACAGCUUGGUAAUGACAACCACUGUGAGCCACAAUAUAACCAUGCCCUUCAGGAUCUCAAUGACUUUUGGGAACAGCAACCUUCUAAACAGGAAACUACAGUGUGUAUUCUGGAACUUCGACCUUGCCAACCGCACCGGGGGCUGGGACAGCAGCGGGUGCUACAUUACGAAGCACUAUGAGAACAGCGUCUCCUGCAGCUGUGACCACCUCACGUCGUUCUCCAUCCUUAUGUCCCCUGACUCCCCAGACCCUGGUUCUCUCCUGAAAAUACUUCUGGAUAUCAUUUCCUACAUUGGGUUGUGCUUUUCCAUCUUAAGCUUAGCAGCCUGCCUAGUUGUGGAAGCUGUGGUAUGGAAGUCAGUGACCAAGAAUCGGACUUCCUAUAUGCGUCACAUCUGCAUAGCGAACAUUGCUGCCUCCCUUCUUGUUGCUGACAUCUGGUUCAUUGUGGCCACCGCCAUCCACGACUAUUACUACCCACUCAACGAGACAGCCUGCGUGGCUGCCACUUUCUUUAUCCACUUUUUCUACCUUAGCGUUUUUUUCUGGAUGCUGACUCUGGGCCUCAUGCUCUUGUACCGCCUGGUUUUCAUCCUGCACGACACCAGCAAGUCCAUUCAGAAGACCAUUGCGUUUUCCCUUGGCUAUGGCUGCCCUCUUGUUAUCUCCGUCAUCACGGUGGCCGCCACCCAGCCCCAGGAAGUCUACAUGAGGAAGAAUGCCUGUUGGCUCAACUGGGAGGACACCAAGGCCCUGCUCGCCUUUGUCAUCCCAGCGCUGAUCAUCGUGGUGGUGAACGUGACCACCACGGUUGUGGUCAUCACCAAGAUCCUGAGACCCUCCAUAGGAGACAAGCCGAGCAAGCAGGAGAAGAACAGCCUGUUUCAGAUCAGCAAGAGCAUUGGGGUCCUCACGCCACUCUUAGGGCUCACCUGGGGUUUUGGUCUUGCCACUGUGUUCCAGGGAAGCAAUGCUGUGUUCCAUAUUGUAUUUACCCUCCUCAAUGCCUUCCAGGGAUUAUUCAUUUUACUCUUUGGAUGCCUUUGGGAUCAGAAGGUACAGGAAGCCUUGCUAAAUAAGUUUUCACUAUCAAGAUGGUCUUCACAGCACUCAAAGUCAACAUCUCUAGGUUCAUCUACUCCUGUAUUUUCUAUGAGUUCUCCACUAUCAAGAAGAUUCAACAAUUUGUUUGGUAAAACAGGAACAUACAACGUUUCCACACCAGAAACAACCAGUUCAUCCUUUGAAAACACAUCCAGCGCUUAUUCAUUGCUCAACUAAGAACUGGAAAAUCCAACCCACGUGAACUCUUGGGGAACAGUGGAAGUGCUCUGGAAAAGAGAUCCCUUCAAAGCCAUGGAUAAAAAGCUUUCUCUGCAGGCUUCUGGGAGCAGAUGCUGAAGAGACUUUUUCAUCAAGGGAAGAGGCUUUCUUUUGUAAAGACAGACUAAAAGGAAUUGUUAAGUUUAUUUUGCUGUCCCACCCCCACCCCUUGUGUGAUACCAAAUGUGUAUAGUAUUUAAGUGAAACAAUACAAAUAAGUCCCCCAAAACCCACGUUCUCUGUCUAUAUUGUAAAAUAGAAUUUUGAAGAGACAUUUUCACUUUUCACACUUGGGGCACAAAGAUAAGCUUUGAUUAAAAUAAUAAGGAAAAGUCUAGGACCUAGGAAAUUCUUCAGUGAAUUCUAGGAAGGAAAGAAGGAAGGAAGGAAACUUGAAGAAAAAAAAAAGAGGAAACAGCAUUAAGUAAGGACAACACUUUAAGAUUUCUACAUUAACAAUCUAAUACAAUGACUCCAAUACUGAAACACUGAGAAUUCAAAAGUGGCUCAACAAUGGAAAUUGGAAGUAAGCCCUGGGGAAAGUAUGGUAUCUUCCUAGUAUUUUCUUAGCUAAGAAAGAAAAAUAAAAAGGCAGUGGGGAAAAAUAGGGAGAGAAUUAUAUCAUCAGGAUGCUUUCAAGUGGUUAAAAUAUUUCUAAGAAAUGCGUGGAAGAAGACAUGGUUCUCUUGAGGCUAAACACAUACAUAUAUACUCUGCAUGUUAAGAUUUGAGCUAAUUGGAAUGAAUAUGCAGAGGAAUUAUCAUGACCAUGCAUUAGCAGUUCCAAGCAGAUCCAACUGCUGAUUACAAUUUUUAUAGUUUAUCAGAACUCCUUAUGUUUUGAUUUGUUCCACUUGCUGAAAGCAAAAAACACUUUAUUUUUGUAUCCAUUAAUUGCACUGAAAAUGGACCCCAACUGUCAUGUAUCAUAUUUAACAGCUUUUACCAGGUACUUCUCUGUGCACCAUAGAACAGAUUUUAAUAACCUGAUAGCACUGUAUAUCAUUUUUGUUGUUCCUGUGGAGUUAGUGGCCUUUGGUGUGCUGUAUAGCUCUCUCUGUAAUAGCUCUUUCAUUCCUUAUUUCCCAGACCAAUAUACAUUAAGAGUUUUGUGCUGC
Messenger RNA from Manis javanica (Malayan pangolin), 5693 nucleotides. Lineage: Eukaryota; Metazoa; Chordata; Mammalia; Pholidota; Manidae. The record is from RefSeq and is a predicted model, not a curated record.